AUGACGGCAAAAGUGAGGAGGCUUAGAAUAUGGGACACGCAAAUGGUUACUGCUGACAUGAGAUCUGUGGUUGCAAUGCCUACCAGCCGCGUGGGUUUACUGAUUUUUGCCUGUUACACAGCACUGUGGUGUAUAGGAGAGACGCUCAGAAAUAGCUCUUCCAAUCAAGACAAUGAAGUAAGAGUCCAUUCGGAAAACAUCACACGUAUUCUCGAUAGACUUCUCGAUGGAUAUGACAACAGGCUCCGACCCGGGUUUGGAGGUCCUGUCACUGAAGUGAAAACUGACAUAUAUGUGACCAGUUUCGGUCCUGUAUCUGACGUCGAAAUGGAAUAUACCAUGGAUGUCUUUUUUCGUCAAACUUGGAUUGACAAGAGGCUGAAAUUUGAUGGGCCUAUUGAAAUCCUUAGACUGAAUAACUUAAUGGUCAGCAAAAUUUGGACUCCAGACACUUUUUUCAGAAAUGGAAAAAUGUCCAUCGCUCACAACAUGACGACACCCAACAAGCUUUUCAGGAUCAUGCAAAACGGCACUAUACUUUACACCAUGAGGCUCACAAUAAAUGCAGCAUGUCCUAUGAGACUAGUGAACUUUCCAAUGGACGGGCAUGCAUGUCCCUUGAAGUUUGGCAGCUAUGCCUACCCAAGAAGUGAAAUCAUUUACACAUGGAAGAAGGGCCCCUUGUACUCAGUAGAAGUACCAGAUGAAUCUUCAAGUCUGCUUCAGUAUGAUCUUGUAGGCCAAACAGUGUCCAGUGAAACUAUGAAAUCCAACACAGGUGAAUACUCCAUACAAGUAGUCUAUUUUUACCUACAAAGAAAACUAGGCUAUUACCUCACUCAGAUUUACAUCCCAUGCAUCAUGACUGUAGUUUUGUCUCAGGUUGUGUUCUGGAUAAACAAAGAAUCUGUCCCUGCUCGUACUGUGGCGGGUAUCACUACAGUUUUAACCAUGACUACACUAAGUAUCAGCGCACGCCACUCACUACCAAAAGUGUCCUAUGCUACUGCUAUGGAUUGGUUCAUAGCUGUAUGUUUCGCUUUUGUCUUUUCUGCACUGAUUGAAUUUGCAGCAGUAAACUACUUCACAAAUCUUCAGGCUCAAAAAACCCUAAGGAAAGCAGCAAGAACAGCAGCAUUGUCUGCAGUGAUGGGAGUGCCUGAAUCAGAGGAGAUAGUCUCGCAUUCUGAUUCCAAUUCCAAUGUAAAGAAAAGAGUUAACUCCUUGGCACCUCAGAAGGAGUCAGCAGCCAACUUAGAACCAGAUACUAACAGCAACGUGCCAUCAAUUUUGUGUUCCCCUCCUGGUGUGUCUCCAUCUUCUCAACCACAACCUGACACUGGCACAAGCAAGAUAGACCAGUAUGCCAGGAUCCUUUUCCCGUUAUCAUUUGGAGCAUUUAAUCUGGUGUAUUGGAUAGUGUACCUUUCAAAAGACACUAUGGAAAUGGGAAGUUUAAUUGCUGGGUCGGGUCAAGAUCCCGGAGCAGCUGUGGGACACGUUCCAUGGCAAACGGACAAAAUUGUAAAGCCCCUGGCUGUUCGUGCAUGGGGCUCUGAGAUGCUCCGGGAGAGGGUGGUCUGCAACAGAAUAUGCCUGUACUUCGUGAGCAGUGGGGAAACUGCAAAGCCGGCACUUUCACUGAUAAACAUGAAUGCAGAACCGAUAUUUGAGGUGUCCCUGUCUGAAUAA
This is a messenger RNA of Carcharodon carcharias (great white shark), 1692 nucleotides long. RefSeq names its product gamma-aminobutyric acid receptor subunit alpha-6-like. Gene Ontology annotation, molecular function: inhibitory extracellular ligand-gated monoatomic ion channel activity; benzodiazepine receptor activity; transmitter-gated monoatomic ion channel activity involved in regulation of postsynaptic membrane potential. Gene Ontology annotation, cellular component: postsynapse; synapse; dendrite membrane. The transcript is spliced from 12 exons. The coding region runs from base 1 to 1692 and encodes 563 amino acids. Gene Ontology annotation, biological process: gamma-aminobutyric acid signaling pathway; synaptic transmission, GABAergic; nervous system process. NCBI's taxonomy places the organism in Eukaryota, Metazoa, Chordata, Chondrichthyes, Lamniformes, Lamnidae. The record is from RefSeq and is a predicted model, not a curated record.